Messenger RNA from Electrophorus electricus (electric eel), 3335 nucleotides. RefSeq names its product growth differentiation factor 11 (gene gdf11). Gene Ontology annotation, molecular function: cytokine activity; growth factor activity. The record is from RefSeq and is a predicted model, not a curated record. Gene Ontology annotation, cellular component: extracellular region. NCBI's taxonomy places the organism in Eukaryota, Metazoa, Chordata, Actinopteri, Gymnotiformes, Gymnotidae.
UACCAAAAUAUCUUUCCAAACGUGAACAAGGUAGUUGUCGAAGUGGCCAAAAAAAACGUCAAGAGGAAAUACAUCGGCUAUUGGGAUGCAUUAAGCAGUGAGACGUUUUUCCAUUUUAAACUCCUUUGGACUCGUCGCAGUUUUUCGUUUGUUAUGGAACUCAUACUUCAGCAAAAGAACAUUUAAAUCAGUCUGAGGAUCUUUUGACUGCUUGCAGUUUACAAGUUUGCUAUCAUAUUGGACACCCAAGAGAAAGAACUAGUCGCAGUAUCACCAUGGCAAGGUAUAACUUUUUGUUGUGUUUAACGGUUCUCAUUGGUUUGGAACUGUCCGGAAGCGACGAACCGGACCUUUUCUUUCCACCGGUGAGCGAGAUGCCCAUGGAUGCUGGCGUGUCGCUCAUCGAAGUGGAGGACGUUGGAGCUCGUGAGUGUUCCGCGUGCGUCUGGCGAGAACAGAGUAAAGUACUGCGGCUGGAGACUAUCAAAUCACAGAUCCUUAGCAAACUGAGAUUGAAACAAGCACCCAACAUCAGCCGUGAAGUCGUCAACCAACUGCUUCCCAAGGCGCCUCCGUUGCAGCAGCUCCUGGAUCACCACGACUUCCAAGGGGACGCUUCAUCCCAGGAAGAGUUUAUGGAAGCGGACGAGUAUCACGCCACCACGGAAUCGGUCAUCACAAUGGCAUCGGAGCCGGAACCGAUAGUGCAGGUGGAUGGGAAGCCCAGCUGCUGUUUUUUCAAAUUCAGUCCCAAGCUGAUGUUCACCAAGGUGUUGAAGGCCCAGCUGUGGGUGUACCUACGGCCCUUACAGCAAACCUCCACAGUCUACCUGCAGAUCCUCCGGCUUAAGCCUGUCACUGAACAGGGCAGCCGACACAUCCGCAUCCGCUCGCUCAAGAUUGACCUAAAUUCUCGAUCAGGCUACUGGCAGAGCAUUGACUUCAAGCAUGUCCUGCAAAACUGGUUCAAGCAGCCACAUACAAAUUGGGGGAUCGACAUAAACGCCUUCGAUGAAAGUGGUAAUGACCUCGCUGUGACCUCUCUAAGACCUGGAGAAGAAGGGCUGCAGCCGUUCCUGGAGGUGAAGGUUCUCGAGACAACAAAGCGCACACGACGGAACCUGGGCCUGGACUGUGACGAGCACUCCACCGAAUCUCGCUGCUGUCGCUACCCGCUCACAGUGGACUUCGAAGCCUUUGGCUGGGAUUGGAUCAUUGCUCCCAAGCGCUACAAGGCAAACUACUGCUCGGGACAGUGUGAGUACAUGUUCAUGCAGAAGUACCCGCACACCCACCUGGUGCAGCACGCCAAUCCCAGAGGUUCAGCAGGACCAUGCUGCACCCCUACCAAGAUGUCGCCCAUAAACAUGCUCUACUUCAAUGACAAGCAGCAGAUCAUUCAUGGCAAGAUUCCUGGUAUGGUGGUAGAUCGCUGUGGCUGCUCUUAGACAAAAGCAUGGCUUGUCUGGGCAUGGGGAGGAACGCAUCCACUCCCACAUUGCCCCUGAAUCUUGGAGUGUCACCUAUUUUCCUUUCCACUCAUGUUCUGGAAGAUCUACACAAAGAUAAGGAUACCAGUUUUAGUUUAUCACUGUAGUUCAACAGAUAACAGAAUAAUUAAUUGUAAAGCAGUAUAAACUGAGGCUGAAUUGGAAGAUAUUUCUAUAAAGAAUUUUGAAGAUUGAGUGUUGGAAGACCAUCUGGUGAGAGGAAAGCAAGACAAAACUAAUGGAAAAGAGAUACAAAUUUAUUCUUUGUAUGUGUUAGUUUUGUGGGUGUUUCUCCAUCAUUUUAAAUGUUUUUUAUUGUUUGUUAGUUGUAAAAUAGAGUUUUAAAUUGGCUCCAAAGAGUUUAAGCCAGCUUUUUAAGCCUUAUGCUCUUUUCAUACAUCCUACCUUGUGGAAAGGGUGAAACUCAAUAAGGAGUAGUGAUCAUUUUGUAGUAUCUUGGUCCUCCUGUGCUCACUGUAAAUAUUGGGACAUUGAAAUCAAAUUGAUUAUUGUUACUGUUUUAUUCAAUGUUUUUGUGCAAGAGCAAAGACUCCUGCCAAAGAACACCAAGAAUUCCUGUUCAAAGCCCUGCACCUGACUGCAUCAGACCAAAUAAAACAAAAGUUCAAUGUUCCCACUACUCCAGCUCACCUAAAAUGAGUGAGGGCUGAACACAAAAAGUACUACAAUUCCAUAAUAAUCAAACACAUAUUCCUGAAAAUACCAUUAAAUAAAAGUAAGAACUUAGUACUUUUGUUGCAUAUCAUUGUUCUUAUUUCAGGAACAAUCCAAAGAGCUUGGAAAAAAAGAAAAUCUUAUUGUCCCAAUACUUAUGGCGGGCACUGAGGAGACCACGUGAAUUUUCUCCGUUAUUUUUGAUUUCUUUCAGAUUCCAAAAUUUUCAUUUUCUAUAUAUAAUCUAAAAAUUCAGACAUGUAGUACAUUAGAGAAACAAAAGUUAUGCCAAAAGAGACUGUGCUGAAAACUGUAGGGCAGCCUCCUCCCUUCUGCAAAAGCAGCUAGCACCCCAGUGCGACAUUCUCAAAGCCUAGGCACCCUUUCAUGGCUACUUUGAUCUUCUUUUUACUCAUGAUCUUGUAAAAGACAAAAAGAAGAAAAAGAGGAUAGAAAAGAAAGGCUGUUUUUCAGUACUUUUAAAUGAGAACAGGAAAAGGGGUUGCCCGGGCAAUCGAGUUACGGCUGUUCAUGUGACCACAGCACCGACUCGCACAUGGAGCAUGGCAUGCUGAGCAUCAUUGUUGAACUAGGACUGGUCCUACACUGUACUACAGGAAAAGAGUAUUGCAGACUAUAAAUUUCGGAUGUAUAUUUUAUGCUUACGCGGUCUUUCUCUGUUUUAUUAAUGCUUUAAUGAAAUACCGCAUUUCUAUUCUCAAUCCAGUUCCCAUCUGCAUACUGUAUUGACCGCUCAUUACUAUUUGAUGUAGUCACAGGACAAUAUGCCUCCGAGCAAAUAUGGUAUGAAUUUGCCCAAUUUGAGUUGUAGGGCCAUAAGAUGUAGCAUCAUUAAUGCUGUUAAUGCACUAGGCCAGUUCAUCACGUUCAUAGAUGGUGGGUUAUGCUUAAUUAAAGUUCAACAUGUGGCAAAGUAUGUAUUUCUAGAGAAAUCUCAUUUACAUGUUUUGAUAUUUUUCAUUGUUUUACAAAAUAUCACUCCUGCCCCUUACCAGCCAAUAAAGGUAUGGUGAACUUUGGAAGUGCUUAAAAGGAGAAAAAGAUUAGGAAGCUGGAUGUUUGUCCUAUGCUCACCAGAUGUCUAAGCAAAUAAGAAUAUCCCUUUGUUGGAAACGAAAGCACUAUGCUGUUGGAUAAAGGAGGAGCCUU